Molecule: messenger RNA, 3563 nt
Organism: Alligator mississippiensis (American alligator)
Lineage: Eukaryota; Metazoa; Chordata; Crocodylia; Alligatoridae
Product: zinc finger protein 883-like
Exons: 1
Coding region: 309-2345 (678 amino acids)
Biological process (GO): regulation of transcription by RNA polymerase II
Molecular function (GO): RNA polymerase II cis-regulatory region sequence-specific DNA binding; DNA-binding transcription factor activity, RNA polymerase II-specific
Source: RefSeq, a predicted model, not a curated record
CUUAACCCCACCGAGUAGAGAAGAUGAGACUGGCACAGGGACCUGGCACUGCCUUACCCCCAGCACUUGGGAUUUUGGCAGAAACACCUAGUUUUCUUGAGGAAACACAAGUGCCAAGGUCCAGUCCUGCUCUGAGGCCCAUCCCAGCAGAAGGAGUAGCAGUGCUUGCCCCUUGGCAGCAGGGCAGGGACUAAUCUGGUGUUUCUUCCUCCCAUGCAGGACAUGCCUGGUUGCUGAGCAGAACUGAAGAGCCAGCUGCUGAGGAGGGGCCUGGAAAGCUGGAGCCAGCAUGGGCUUCCCUGGGGAGUAUGGGUGAGGUGGAUUCCCUGACCCCAGCAACAGACCAAUGGCACAAGGGUCAGGGGAUGCUCCAAAAGCAGGAGAAUGUAGCAGUGAACAAGGUCCCGUCUCUAUUUGGGCAUUGGAGUGAAGAAGGGAAACAAGCCCAAAACAGCCCAAGGUCCAGGGAUGAAUUUGUGGUGCUGAGACACCAGAAGAGGCAGAAAGGAAAGGCCCACUGGAGAGAGACACUGCAUGCAAGGCAAGGCAGUAUGGGGGGCCUCAGAGGGAAGCAGGAGCCUACCACCAAGCACAGGGGGAGAGCCCACUCCUGCCCUGAGUGCAGGAAAAGUUUUAGCUGCCCCUCAGUCUUGGCUCUGCACAAGAUAAAGCAUGCUGGGGAGAAGCCCCAUGUUAGCACCAAGUGUGGGAAGAGCUUGACCAGCCUCUCUGUGCAGAGGAGGCAGCAGCCACACGGCUGCACAAGGUGUGGGAAGAGCUUCAGGCAGCCCUCCAGUCUAGCCAGGCACAGGUGCAUGCACACAAGGGAGAAGCGUCAUCCUUGCUCUGUGUGUGGGAAGAGUUUCACCUGGUCCUCUGACCUGGUCCGUCAUCAGCUGAUCCACACAGGGGAGAAGCCACAUCAUUGCUCUGUGUGUGGGAAGAGCUUCGCCCAAUCGUGGAACCUGACCAAGCACCAGCGCAUCCACACAGGGGAGAAGCCAUAUCAGUGCUCUGUGUGUCAGAAGAGCUUCACCUACAUCUCCAGCCUGAAACAGCACCAGCAUAUCCACACAGGGGAGAAGCCAUUUCAGUGCUCUGUGUGUGGGAAGAGCUUCACCCAGUCCUCCCACCUAGCUGAGCACCAGCGCCUCCACACAGGGGAGAAGCAACAUCGCUGUUCUGAGUGUGGGAAGAGCUUCACCCGACCCUCCCACCUGACCCAUCACCAGCUCAUCCACACAGGGGAGAAGCCACAUCAGUGCUCUGUGUGUGGGAAGAGCUUCACCAACCGCUCCGGUCUGACCCGGCACCAGCUCAUCCACACAGGGGAGAAGCCACAUCAGUGCUCUGCGUGUGGGAAGAGCUUCACCAACCGCUCCUGUCUGACUCGGCACCAGCUCAUCCACACAGGGGAGAAGCCAUAUCACUGCUCUGUCUGUGGGAAGAGAUUCACCCAGCGCUCCCACCUAGCUGAGCACCAGCGCAUCCACACAGGGGAGAAGCCACAUCAGUGCUCUGUGUGUGGGAAGAGCUUCACCUACAUCUCCAGCCUGACACUGCACCAGCGCAUCCACACAGGGGAGAAGCCACAUCAGUGCUCUGCAUGUGGGAAGAGCUUCACCAACCGCUCCAAUCUGACACAGCACCAGCGCAUCCACACAGGGGAGAAGCCAUAUCAGUGCUCUGUGUGUCAGAAGAGCUUCACCUACAUCUCCAGCCUGAAACAGCACCAGCAUAUCCACACAGGGGAGAAGCCAUUUCAGUGCUCUGUGUGUGGGAAGAGCUUCACCCAGUCCUCCCACCUAGCUGAGCACCACCGCCUCCACACAGGGGAGAAGACACAUCGCUGUUCUGAGUGUGGGAAGAGCUUCACCCGACCCUCCCACCUGACCCAUCACCAGCUCAUCCACACAGGGGAGAAGCCACAUCAGUGCUUUGUGUGUGGGAAGAGCUUCACCAACCGCUCCGUUCUGACCCGGCACCAGCUCAUCCACACAGGAAAGAAGCCACAUCAGUGCUCUGCGUGUGGGAAGAGCUUCACCAAGCGCUCCUGUCUGACUCGGCACCAGCUCAUCCACACAGGGGAGAAGCCAUAUCACUGCUCUGUCUGUGGGAAGAGAUUCACCCAAUGCUCCCAUCUAUCUGAGCACCAGCGCAUCCACACAGGGGAGAAGCCACAUCGCUGUUCUGAGUGUGGGAAGAGCUUCACCCGACCCUCCCACCUGACCCAUCACCAGCUCAUCCACACGGGGGAGAAGCCACAUCAGUGCUCUGUGUGUGGGAAGAGCUUCAGCCGAUCCUCCCACCUGACCCGGCAUCAGCUGAUCCACACAGGGAAGUAGCCACAUUAGUGCUCUGCAUGUGGGAAGUGCUCCACACUGUCCUUCAGGUGGGCCUAGCCCCAGCAUGUCUACACAGGGGACAAGCCACAUCAGUGCUCUGUGUGUGGGAAUAGCUUCCCCCACUCUUCCCAUAUGGCCCAGCACCAGCUUAUCCACAAAAGGGAGAAGCCAGAUCAGUGCUAUGAGUGUGGGAAGAGCUUCACCCCCUCUUCCAAGCUGGCCCAGCAGCAGUGCAUCCACAAAGGGGGAGAAGCCACAUCAUUGCUCUUAGUGGAGGCAGAGCUUCACCUACUCCGGCAGCCUGUGCCGAACACCAGUGCAUCUACACAGGGGAGAAGCUACAUCGGUGCUCUGAGUAUUGGAAAAGCUUCCCCCAUCUCUCCCACCUGUCCCAGUAUCAGCACAUCCACACCCAGAAGCAUCUCUAUUUCUGCCAGCCGUGCAGGAAGCCCUGGGAGAUGUCUGCCUGCUCAGCACCCACCAGUGGUGCAUUCAGACAAGCACCCUCAUGCUGGUGACCUGAACAAAGAGUUCCCCCAGGCUUUGUCCCUUGUAGGGCACAGUGGGAGUCCAGAACCCAGACACUCACCCCCAAGUUUUGAUUGUGGGGAAGGGGUAAGAAGAAACACCUCAGGCAGAGAUCAGCCCCAACGAAGGGGAGAUGAGAUUUGUUUUUUGUAAAAAUAUAUUUCUCUCUCUAUAUAUGGUUGUAUGUAUCUAAACCGAUCCUGUUACAGAAAAAAAAAAAACCCUGCACCCUUGUACCCACACUCCUGUGCACCUGAGCACCCGUACAAAGGCCCGCUGGCCACCCGUACCCAUUACAAUGUCUGAAGCCACGUGCAAAACACACACAAUGCACCCAGUCCUUUCUGGUCUCUCCAACCAGCCCUCCCUUCACACCUAGUCAUGCCCCGUUUCUGGGGUCAGGUACUCUGCUCAACUGGUCUCUUCUUCAUUGUCACUCCAGCUUCCACUGGAGGACCCACUGCUGCUGCUGUUGUCACUGUGGCUGUCCUCCAUACCACUUGUCUGGUCCUCUUCUCUGCUGCCAUCGCUCUCUUCUUUUGUUGGUGGGGGUUGUAUGGUCCUGAGCCACGUGUCCCUGUGCCAGAUAGUGUUUGCUGCGUCUUCUCCAUGUGAUGAGGAGAUGAUCUUUGUAUCAGGCUUGGAGCCUAUGCAUUCCCCAUCAUGAAUUAAAAGCAGAUAGUAGUCCCA